AUGUCGCCUUCGCAUAAAAGAACCUAUAAGGUCAAUAUCCUGGGCGCCGGAGUCUCGGGUCUCUCGACAGCACUUGCUCUCCUGGAGAAGAAGAACUACUCCGUCAAAAUCUAUGCGACCCAUUUGCCCUCCGAUCUUAGCAUCGACUACACUUCCCCCUGGUACGUUCGCAUCAUCGAGCUGGACACAGCAACAUUCAACCGACUGGCACAUUUGGCGGAUACGGAUCCCAACGCGGGAGUCAUGUACCUGACCGGUCAUGACUUCUGGGAUGUCAAGCCCAAAAACUUUGAGGACCCCUGGUUCAAGCGUCUCGUCAAGAAUUAUAGGCACCUCAAGCAGGAGGAGCUUCCACCGGGUGUCGAGUUUGGAAUCACCUACACAACUGGUACCGUCAACACGCUUCAUGUCUCAGGCAAUGGAUACUUUACCUAUGUCAUUAUCUAUCUAUCGGUACACGCACCAAAGUACUUGAAAUACCUUCAAGAACAGAUUCUCGCCCGCGGCGGAACCAUCGACCGCGCAACCAUUCCUUCCCUCAAAGCCCUCGCUCGGGCCCCUCACUCCACAGACGGCAGCAAAGCCGACAUCAUCAUCAACUGUUCAGGUCUCGGAAGUCGUAACCUGCCAGGUGUGCACGAUCACCAGAUGUUCCCUACGCGGGGUCAGAUUGUGAUUGUAAAGGUUCCCGAUUCACUUUGGCCAAAGGCGAAGCAGUUUACGAUGGAGCGGUAUGCGGAGGGGAGUGCUAUGGGUACCGGAACAAUCACUUAUGUCAUUCCUAGAGAUAAUGGCGAGAUUGUCCUUGGUGGUACCAUGGAGCACUGGAACUACCAAGAGGCAGCGUCAGAGGAGACGACAAAAGCCAUCGUCAAACGAGUAGUCGCCACAAAACCCGACCUAUUCUCAAACGCAACAAUCCUUAGAAGCUGCGUCGGACUCCGCCCGAACCGUCGCGGAGGUGUCCGUAUCUCCGCCGCAGUCGAACAAUUAGAUUGGAAUGAGGGGUGGGGGGAUUCGAAGGUGGUGGUGGUGGCGCAUAACUAUGGACAUGCAGGGUUUGGGUACCAGGCUAGUGUUGGGUGUGCGGCCAAGGUUGUUGAGCAGGUCGAAGGCUGUUUGAAUGAGUUGGAUCUUGUCCGUGCUUCUUCGAGGAGCAUGGCCAAGCUGUAG
Molecule: messenger RNA, 1173 nt
Organism: Linnemannia hyalina
Lineage: Eukaryota; Fungi; Mortierellomycota; Mortierellomycetes; Mortierellales; Mortierellaceae
Source: the annotation of a GenBank genome assembly